Messenger RNA from Penicillium verrucosum, 360 nucleotides. RefSeq lists its product as uncharacterized. The transcript has a single exon. Bases 1 to 360 code for a protein of 119 amino acids. The record is from RefSeq and is a predicted model, not a curated record. Lineage: Eukaryota; Fungi; Ascomycota; Eurotiomycetes; Eurotiales; Aspergillaceae.
AUGGACCUUCACUAUAAGGGAUCCCGGCUCUAUGUGAAGAAAAACGAUGAAUGGAUUGGGCAUGAAGUGAAUGGCGAAAUCCAACACCAUGCCUUUUGUUCUAGUCCCUCUCCGGUCAAUAUCGGCAAGAACGAAGAUAAGUUCCAGUCCUUGGUACCUGGCGAGUCUUGCUCAUUCACACGAGAGGUGAGUGAUUUUCCGAAGAAUUUGGAGCCUGGUGAUCGAUUUCGGUAUGGGUUUAAUGGAGCCCAACUUGAUUGGUGGGAUUGGGGUAAUCUCUAUGACCAUGAAGAUACUGUGGUGAUGGAUGGGGAGCUUAGAGUUCAUGAUCCAAGAGAUAGUGAAAAAAAAGACCUGUAA